AUGCAACAGAGCAUUCGCACACAGCAGAUGAAUAUUGGGCAUAUGUCAUUCGCUGGUACUAAUGAGGAGCCCAUUGACAAAGUGCAAGAUGAAUAUAGCUCAAGUACUACCAUAGAUUCUACUGCUGACCUUCCAAAGAGAGUCUUUCGUUAG
Sphenostylis stenocarpa is the source of this 153-nucleotide messenger RNA. The record is from the annotation of a GenBank genome assembly. NCBI's taxonomy places the organism in Eukaryota, Viridiplantae, Streptophyta, Magnoliopsida, Fabales, Fabaceae.